This is a messenger RNA of Thlaspi arvense, 2172 nucleotides long. NCBI's taxonomy places the organism in Eukaryota, Viridiplantae, Streptophyta, Magnoliopsida, Brassicales, Brassicaceae. The record is from the annotation of a GenBank genome assembly.
AUGUCAGUGAGCAAGCUUCCACAUCUCUCCCAUGGCGUUCACACCAUCAACUUGCUCAAUUUCACGAACGAACCUGUGGUUCUUAGUGUGCUGCUCCCAUACCCCUCGCAGAUUCGACUGUUCUCGGCCUUUUCCACCACCACAACGGCCACGAUCGGCGGCGCUGGGGUCUUCAAGUGCCGCGGAACGAGACAUAGCGCCGGUAGAGGUGAUAACGGGUUGAGGAGAGAGAGUGGAUUAGGUUUCGUGGAAGAGGAGGAGAGAGGAGAGAGAAAAGUGCGCUGUGAGGUGGAUGUGAUCUCGUGGAGGGAACGGAGGAUAAGAGGCGAAAUCUGGGUCGAUUCUGAUUCUCAAUCCGUCUGGGACGUUCUCACUGAUUACGAGCGUCUUGCUGAUUUCAUCCCCAAUCUCGUUUGUAGUGGAAGGAUCCCUUGCCCACACCCAGGACGUAUAUGGCUGGAGCAACGAGGCCUUCAAAGAGCAUUAUAUUGGCAUAUCGAGGCUCGUGUUGUCCUUGAUCUCCAUGAGUGUCCUGAUUCUCCAAAUGGUCGUGAGCUUUACUUCUCUAUGGUAGAUGGUGAUUUCAAAAAGUUCGAGGGAAAGUGGUCUGUAAAAUCUGGUAUCAGGUCCAUAGGAGCUGUCUUGUCAUACGAAGUAAACGUAAUCCCAAGAUUUAACUUCCCUGCCAUUUUCUUAGAGAGGAUAAUCAGAUCAGAUCUUCCUGUAAAUCUCAGAGCCUUAGCUCGCCAAGCUGAGAGAAAUUAUAAAGGUUGCGGAAAGCCGUCAAUUAUAGAAAAUCUGCUGGGUAGAGCAUCUGUAUCGCUGACCCCUUCUCGCGGUGUUGAGUUUGAAAGUCCAGUUUUUGAGAUAUCUGCUGCCUCCAGUGUUGGAUCGUUAUCUCAUUCAAAUGAACUGAACAAUAAUUGGGGCGGGUAUGGAAAAGCCUGCAAGCUUGAUAAACCUUGCACCGUCGACGAAGUUCAUCUCCGUAGAUUUGAUGGACUAUUGGAAAAUGGAGGUGUCCACCGUUGCGCCAUUGCUAGUAUAACAGUGAAAGCUCCGGUUUGUGAAGUUUGGAAAGUUUUAACUGCUUAUGAGAGUCUUCCAGAGAUAGUUCCAAAUUUGGCAAUCAGCAAGAUCUUGUCACGCGAAAACAAUAAAGUCCGAAUACUUCAGGAAGGAUGUAAAGGCCUGCUUUACAUGGUGCUUCAUGCGAGAGCUGUUCUCGAUCUGCAUGAGAGUCGUGAGCAGGAAAUCAGAUUCGAGCAGGUUGAAGGUGACUUCGACUCGCUGGAGGGUAAAUGGAUUUUUGAACAACUAGGCAGCCACCACACACUUCUCAAAUAUACCGUGGAGUCCAAAAUGCGAAAAGAUACAUUUCUUUCCGAAGCAAUUAUGGAAGAGGUUAUUUAUGAAGAUCUUCCGUCCAAUCUAUGCGCAAUCCGAGAUUACAUCGAGAAAUCUUCAGAGUCAUGUAAAGUGGAGACAUGUCAUGUUUCAGAGGAAGCUUGUUCUUCAUCUUGUGCCACAUCACUGGAGACAGUUUACAACAAUAAUGAUGGUACCGACCAAACCAAGCAGAGAGCGAGGAUUCCCGGUUUGCAAAGAGACAUCGAAGUGUUAAAAUCAGAGAUUCUCAAGUUCAUAUCAGAACAUGGACAAGAAGGAUUCAUGCCCAUGAGAAAGCAGCUUCGGUCACACGGAAGAGUUGACAUUGAGAAAGCCAUUACCAGAAUGGGUGGAUUUAGGAGAAUAGCCUUGAUGAUGAAUCUCUCACUUGCUUACAAACACCGAAAACCAAAAGGAUAUUGGGACAAUCUCGAAAACUUGCAAGAAGAGAUAGGGAAAUUUCAACAGAGUUGGGGAAUGGAUCCAUCAUUUAUGCCGAGCAGAAAAACGUUCGAACGCGCAGGUCGUUAUGACAUAGCGCGUGCGCUCGAGAAAUGGGGAGGACUACACGAAGUGUCUCGUCUUUUAGCAUUGAACGUGAGACAUCCAAACAGACAGCUAAAUUCGCGCAAAGACAAUGGUAACACGAUACAGAGAACUGAAUCUAUUGAUACCGAUUUACAUUCGACGCUUAUUAACAAGAAGAAUAAACCUUAUGUCUCUCAAGAUACAGAGAAGUGGCUGUACAACCUUAAAGAUCUUGAUAUCAAUUGGGUUCAGUAA